UACCCCGGCAAUUUCAAACCAGACCACGAACUUGACGAAGUCGGUUUGUUUAUGUUAGCUCGCUAGCGAACCAUAACUUGUAUUCCACUAAAAUAGCGAAUAAUAUAGCUAGCUACACUAACAUGUCUCAAGUGACUAGAUUACAAAUAGCAAUGGACGCGGAAGAUAUGGUUGCCCAAUUUAACAGAAAAGAAUUGCGCAAACAGCAGUUGAUAGAGUACUUAGCAGCAAAAGGAAGACUGAAGCCACCAAACCCAAAACCUUAUCUUCGAGAUGCCGUUAAAGCAAAGCAGAUCACCAUGUCUACCGUGAAGGAUGAUCUGGUCCCGGGAAAAGAGAACCAGGGUCCAAAUUCCCUCAAGAUGAAAAAGGGAGCGGUGAAGGUUCAUCCUCUGACGGCCAAAGUCCUUUCCCAAACCACUGGCACCUUCUGCAGUACCACCAACAAACAGCGCUCCACCAACGGUCUCCUCUAUGCAGCAUCGAGUACCGCACGUCUCAACGUGCUCAAAGGCACGACAAAGCCUUCUGCGGUUGCCCCAAGUCACUCAACCAGCCUGAAGACGGCUCCAGCCAGAUUACAAUCCACUGUCCCGACCAAAAGAUGCCCAGGCACCACCAACCAACCCAGAAUCCAGCCUAAUCCAGCUGUUAAAGUCGGCAACACGCGCUCUAGCUCAGCCAAACCCCUGGCAAAUGCUGGUAGAACACGUUCAGCCAACACAACCAGACCAAAGCCAAAUAUUACUGGGAAACCCUCUAACACACUCCGCACAGCCAGCACGCGGCCCGACACAGCCAGCACGCGGCCCGUCACAGCAAGCACGCGGCCCGUCACAGCAAGCACGCGGCCCGUCACAGCCAGCACGCGGCCCGACACAGCCAGCACGCGGCCCGACACAGCCAGCACGCGGCCCGACACAGCCAGCACGCGGCCCGACACAGCCAGCACGCGGCCCGACACAGCCAGCACGCGGCCCGACACAGCCAGCACGCGGCCCAACACAGCUGGCAAUGCCAGAAUGAGUCUGAGCACAAUGGUUAAAACCAAGACAGGCCUUGUGUCUUUCCAGGUGCAGCCUAGAAGCACCACCGUCCCUGCAACAGCAUCAGCCUCCCUCACCCCCCCUGUCUUGAACAGAGCAUGCCCAAGCACCAGCCCAGUCCCAGCUGUGACCCAAAAGCCACCUGUUACUGCUCAGAGGAGAAGGAAUCCCUUCACUGGCGUGAGUGAGACUAACCAGAGGACAACUGCCUCGGCUGUGGACAAUGGGCAAAGGAGGAGCCAAGCUGUGAGCAGGACUGAUUCCAAACCACUCCCAGAGAGAUCCAGUAAACCAGCAGGGCAGAGACAAUCUGUCACUGGACCUAAACCCAUCAUCCAAGGCCCUACUGGUCCUGGGCACAAGACUGCAGCUACAAAGCCAGGUGAUAAAAGGACAACCAAAACCUCUCCCAGAGUUUCCAUCCAAGAGGUUCAGUGUAUUCAGAGGGCUGCAUCACAGCACAGGGCCGAGGCUAGAGGAGCAGGAGCCAGCACUCGGAUAUGGAAGGCUGCCUCUCGAGCCUCCACCGGGAUAACAGGAAACCAAUGGCAGAACACGGCUCUGAGUAGGGCCAUGCAUGCAGCUGUGGCUGCGAUGGGACAGAAAAGCAGCGGCGAGGAAAACCGAGGCAUGGUGGAGAGCGGGUGGGCAGACACUGAUACCAAGAAUGAACCCGAUGCUCCAUUGCCCUCAUCAACAUCUCCGGCGUGUUGGCCUAGGCCUCACAGCAGCACAGUAAAUGGUGUGUGGAUCCCCCAGACGGUGCCUCGCUCUGCCAAAAAGUCCAGCCAUAGCCAGGAGGAGGUGGGGUGGGAGGCUGGUGUUGGCCUUAAGACACCCAGAGAACAGGCCAGGGUCGUGCCCAAGACAGAGGGCCGCAGGAAGAUGACAGCUGCCCAGGAAGAGAGAAUGCAGAAGCUCCAGGAAUGGCGUGAGAACAGGGGCAUCUCCUACAAGCGUCCCCCCAUGCCAGUGAGGCCUCCUCGGGUGCGGAGAACCUUGGCCCUCCCUCAGGCUUACUGGGACGGUAUGGAGGAGGAAGUUGAGGCCAGGUCUCUGGUUGAAGCUGUGGACCGGUGCCUGGCUGACUGCAUCAAGCUGCUGAAUGAGGGCUGCCUGUCCUCCCAGGUGCAGGAGAUGCUGUCCACUGUGCCCAUGGCCGAGAAGUUCUCCAAGUACUGGAUCUGCCAGGCCCGUCUGAUGGAGCGCCAGGGCAACCUGGAGGUGCUGCCGCUGUUUGAAGAGGCUGUGCGAGUGGUGUUAGAGCCAGUGGAUGAGCUGCGGACUGUUGUGUUUGAGAUGCUGAAAAAGAAGGAAGAGACACAAGGUCAGUCUCCCGUAGCAUCGGAGCAGGAGCCUGUAAGAGAGCAGGAUGACGUUAUGGAGCUUCACUCUACACCAGACCCCAUGGCCACACCCACAGCCGUCAAAGCCCUGAUCCGUGGUGACCGAAGAGGCUCGUCUGUGGUCAAGUACAAGAUCACCGCCACUCCAGGUGGUUUCAGGAGCCAGAAGAGGGAGGCGGCUGUGGCCCGCGUGUUGGACGGACAGGAGCUGAGAUUCUUCACCCCCGUCAGGCGCUCAGUGAGGAUCGAGAGGUCUGCGCUCUGCUACCCCGUCUCCCUGCAGGAGCACGACCUAUGUGUGGCCUCCUUCAAUGACCUGAUGGCCCAGCAGGAUGAGAGAGAGGGGGAAGGAGAGAGGGAGGGACACGGAGAGGGGGGAGGCAGCGCCGGGCCCGCCCCAAACGGUCAACUGUACGUGUACAGAGAGAACGGGGCGCUGAGAGACAACGUCAACAUCCAGCUGGUCUACACUGAGGAAGAAGACUAACGGGCUGUGUCCUAGUAGUGUAAAGUGGCUUCCUCUCCUGCUUUACCCUGAUCUACUAGUACAUGAAUGGGGAGGUGCUGGAUAUGAUGUCCACUCACCAUCUGGGAAUGUAGCUUUCACCUGUCCAGUUGUAUGUCCUUCAGUGCAUGGUCACAUUCCUUAGUGGCGAGCUGUAGUAAAACAAACAGUUCUGAAAGACACCUGGGGGAGGAGUUUGUCAAUCUACAUUUUUCUGUACAGAAUUCUGCAGGAAGAGCCUGUCUCUCCAUCUGUCUGUGUUAACAGGGGACAAUGUCUGUCUGGAGGGCAUGCACAGAUGGGUUUCCAACUCGACAGUUACUCAUUUGUAUGUCAAACCAAAAGCAUCCAUUGACUUUUUAGAUGGACGUUUUUUUUUUAAUGCAAACUGUGGUAAGGUUUUUUAGUUUUUUUUUAAGAUUGUACAUACAUUUGAAGUCGGAAGUUUACAUACACUUAGGUUGGAGUCAUUAAAACUUGUUUUUCAACCACCACAAAUGUCUUAUUAACAAA
This is a messenger RNA of Salmo salar (Atlantic salmon), 3410 nucleotides long. RefSeq names its product cytoskeleton associated protein 2-like (gene ckap2l). Gene Ontology annotation, cellular component: centrosome; mitotic spindle; cytosol. The record is from RefSeq and is a predicted model, not a curated record. NCBI's taxonomy places the organism in Eukaryota, Metazoa, Chordata, Actinopteri, Salmoniformes, Salmonidae.